AUGUCAAGAAAGAGAAUAACAACUGGUCAUCAAUUUUCUAUUCUUCAUCAACAACUGGAGAGAAAUGACAAAUUUUCAUGGGAACCGUUUGCAGUCGAAGACUUUAUUGUAAGAAGGCUGUUCCCAUUGCGAAAGAACUGCCAUUCUUGGCCGGAACCAUUUUGCUACGUUCUAUUCAGGCAAGUUGAAUCAUCAGGGGUUGAAAGAAAGUUUAUGACUGUAAUAAAAAAAUGUCUUCUGAGUGAUAGAACGACUUUAAUACCUGUUGCCUGUUCGGCACCUACCAUUGGAGCUAAGAAUGACCUAAAAUUCAACAAGCUUGAGAAAGUUCACUACUGGCCUGGUUCUGAAAAGGCAAAACGAACUAGCAAAGAACUGUUAUCCAAAAUGACGGGCCAUGGAGUUACUUUACCAUCUUCACUGAGCUUAUUCUCGAUUAAAAAUGAGUCUUCUUUCAUGUCUAGAAAUGUAGUACUGGAUGAAUUAAUUUAUUUAAAACACUGUUGUGACAGUCAGGCAAAGAAUAGCAGUAAAAAGUUUUGUGAAGAGACUGUGAAGGAUAUCGUUGUCGCUGUCAUGAGCAAAGUUAAUGGAUAA
Molecule: messenger RNA, 597 nt
Organism: Trichoplax adhaerens
Lineage: Eukaryota; Metazoa; Placozoa; Uniplacotomia; Trichoplacea; Trichoplacidae
Exons: 6
Coding region: 1-597 (198 amino acids)
Source: RefSeq, a predicted model, not a curated record